CUCAGGCGUUGACGUCCGUGCGCACUGACGUCAGCGGCGGCGCUGUGGGCGGGGCCGCUCCGCGCGGGGCCCGCUGGGAGCGCGAGGAUGGUGGCCGGCGCCUUCCCCAUCGCCAAGCUCCUCUACCUGGGCGUCCGGCAGAUCUCGAAGCCCUUGGCCGCGCGGAUCAAGGACGGGGCCCGCGCCAGCCCCUUCUUUCGCCAGUACGUCUGCGGCCCCCCCGCGCAGCUUUACCACUGGAUCGAGAUGCGGGCCAAGAUGCGCAUCAUGGGAUUUCGGGGAGCUGCCAUCAAGCCGCUGAACGAGGAGGCGGCAGCAGAACUGGGGGCGGAACUGCUGGGAGAAGCCAUCGUCUUUGGGGUGGGAGGGCUGUGUAUCUUCUUGGAAUACGCCCGCCAGUCCGCAAACACCAAGAAGAAAGAGGAUGAGCUGAGCAGCACCCUCCUUGGCCUGCAGGAACAGAUUUCAGAACUGUCCUUGACUGUGGAAACUUUGGACGCACGGCUGCGAGAGACGAACCGGGUCCUAGUGGAGAUCUCAAAUUCCCCAAAAAAGAAAUAACUGUCCCUACCCCACCCAGGAGAGAAGCAGCAGCCCUCUGGGAAGGGCAGCCUCCCGCCCACCUGUGAGGGAGGUCCCUUGGCUGGAUUGCUGCAGGGGCCCUAUACCGCGCAGCAGGAUUUGCGGGGGGAGGGGGGCAGAAGACCUGCAAUGCACUCACUCCUCCUGUCCAGCUGCUGAGUGGCUUGGCCUUCACCUAGAAUGUAAAUACAGAGUCUAUUAAAAGAAAAAAGAGACAAAGUGA
Messenger RNA from Pogona vitticeps (central bearded dragon), 805 nucleotides. RefSeq names its product outer mitochondrial membrane lipid metabolism regulator OPA3 (gene OPA3). Gene Ontology annotation, biological process: regulation of lipid metabolic process. NCBI's taxonomy places the organism in Eukaryota, Metazoa, Chordata, Lepidosauria, Squamata, Agamidae. The record is from RefSeq and is a predicted model, not a curated record. Gene Ontology annotation, cellular component: mitochondrion.